Ophidiomyces ophidiicola is the source of this 1224-nucleotide messenger RNA. RefSeq lists its product as uncharacterized. The coding region runs from base 1 to 1224 and encodes 407 amino acids. Gene Ontology annotation, molecular function: protein binding. The record is from RefSeq and is a predicted model, not a curated record. The transcript has 2 exons. Lineage: Eukaryota; Fungi; Ascomycota; Eurotiomycetes; Onygenales; Onygenaceae.
AUGGACACUGCUGUUCAGACUCCAAAGGCGUGUUCUACUUUGUUUCUGGACCAGCCACCCAGUUGUCUUAAAUUCUGCCCGACUGCUCCCAAUCACCUCCUCGUCUCCACGUAUCUUCUCACAGAAGUAGCCAGUGGCAAUUCGGCUCCCAACUCAGUACGCACCGGAAGCCUUCAACUCUUUAGAUUUGACCCGUGUUUAUAUCAGCUCUCACUUAUACAGCGGCUGCCUUUGGACUUCGCUGUCUUCGAUUUUCAAUUUUCACCACACGACCCUAGUUUAUUUGCAGUUGCCUUGAGCACAUCAGUUGUCUCGUUAUAUCGGAUCGAGGCAACGAAUGACCCGGCACCCUCAACUGCUGUAAUACAGUUUGUGCGCUCAAUUCAAGUCCAUGAAAAUUCGGACCAGCUUGCCCUGUUUCUUGCAUGGAUUCCCCACAACGUUUCCUUAAAUGGUAGAGAUUACCCAAACCAGAUUAAAGACGGUUUUGCAGUUUCAUUUUCAGAUGGCCGAGUAUCUGUCUUUUUCUCGAAAGACGGCGCAAACAAGCUAGACCAAGAUUCUGUCUGUGAGAUGCAAUUAACCGGUUACCCGGUUGAAAUUUGGUACGUGGCCUUCCAUUUCAAAAUAGAAGAAGGCCAAUCAGCACUUCUUUUUGCAGGAGACGAUAUGCAACACAUUCGUGCAGCUUCCUUAGACACGAUGACGGGAGCUGAAGAUAUACUCCCCUGCUCCUGGCAAGUCGACGACCGUGGUCGGUUUCAUGAUGCAGGAGUGACUUGUAUUCUUCCACUUUUUCAUGAAGGCGCUGGCACAAUAGUCCUAACAGGCAGCUAUGACGAGCAUAUCCGAGUUUACCACUUCAAAACUAGAGGCGAGGUCCUUGCAAGUAAGAACCUUGGAGGAGGAGUCUGGCGGUUGAAGCUGAUAAAAGAGGAAGAAUUACCCAAUAUCUCAAGCCAAAUCCAAGGACACAGUUAUACAAUUUUAGCCAGUUGUAUGCAUGGCGGCACUCGAAUCCUCCGUAUAACUCAUACUAGGGAGCAUUGGGAAAUCAAUAUUCUUGUCGAAUUUAAAGAACAUCAGAGCAUGAACUAUGCUUCCGAUGCUUACACUGGUGCAAGGGACGACGACGAUGCGAAUAAUGCCAGACAUAACUCCGCGCUCUUCGUGACAAGCAGCUUCUAUGAUAAAAGGGUUUGCGUAUGGGAAGCAAACUUGUGA